GUCAAAACGGAACGUGAUUCAUCUACUUUGGCAUCUACUUUGGUCUGGAAAUGAAGUCACAACAACACAGGAACCAUCUCCCUUUUCGGCGGCUUUUCUUGAUCUUCAUCGCCACUUCAUGGACUGCGGCAUCUGCGUUCUCUUUCCCUGCUUCUCGCCCGCAGAGAGGCAGCUGGAGGCAGCUGACGAUGCACAGCAACGUUCCGCCAUCGGCAGAGGUGAUGCCUCGAAGGCACUUGUUUGAUCUGAAGACCGCUGCGGCACUGUCGGCAGUGGGCGGCGCGUUGCUGGGCGGGUCAUCUGGUGCUGAUGCAGCGAGGCGUGAGGGCGUCAACAAGCCCGAGCUGCUGCCCACUGGUGACAAGGUGAACGUCAUCGACCUUGCAGGGGUACCCCAAGCGGAAAGGCAGCCGUGACUGUCUGACUGUCCGGCUGGCUGCGAACUGACCGACACACGCGCAUUCUCUCUCUGUGUUUUGUUGAUGUGUGUGCAGUUUCUGACGUCUGGUGAGGAGAGGCGGCUGGAGCGUCUGACGAAGGAGAUGGAGAGUGCCACGGGCAUAAAGCUGCGGAUCUUGUGUCAGGACUACCCACAGACGCCCGGCCUGGCCAUCAAGGACUACUGGGGCGUGGACGAUAAGACCAUCGUACGACAAAACCAUCGUGCUCCAUGAUGAAUUCGCCUGUCUUGAACAUGUCCCACCUGUGUUGAUGACCCCCACAGGUGAUGGUUGUCGACAAAUCGUUCUCUGGUCGGUCACGCGGACACACACAUAUGGGUGGAUGGGUGGACGAAUGCAUGGAUUGGUGAGGGUCCUGCUGAGAUGUUUGAUGUGUGUGAGCCUGAUUCCAGGGAAUCUGCUGAAUUUCAAUGUGGGUGGCGACCCUGAUCUGCAGCUGAAGCUGCCGUACCGAUUCUGGCAGAGGAUACAAAACAAAUACGGAAACAAGUAGACCGACAUACAGAGAGAACACAGGGGGGCAUAAUGCACCGACCCAAACACACACACACACAAUAUUGGCCGUCUACGUGAGUGUAGGUACAACGUGGAGCAGAUGGGUGGCGAGGACCGGGUGAUCCUCAAGACGGCCACGGCCAUCAACUACUGCCUGAGGUCUAAGGACUACUGCGUUGACAUUCCUUCAGACUCGGAGCUGCCAAAGCUGUGAUGGAGGUGGGACAGCGACGUGUACUGACUGUAAGUGAGCCUACUCACAGCCUCUGCCUGUCUCUCGACCGCCAUAGUCUCAGCUUGAGAGCACCGAUCGAGCAUUAACAGAGAGACAUGUCAGCACGGUUUUUCGGUAGCGGCAUGGCAACUGUGGCAGGCCGUACUUGUGAGUGCAUGUGACCAGUCUUAUUGACGGAGACCGACAGACGUAUCCAUGUCAGUCAAUACAUGAGCGUGUAGACACACCUACCUACUCAGACAGACACUGAAUCAUGUACGCC
Molecule: messenger RNA, 1453 nt
Organism: Vitrella brassicaformis
Lineage: Eukaryota; Vitrellaceae
Source: the annotation of a GenBank genome assembly